This is a messenger RNA of Homalodisca vitripennis (glassy-winged sharpshooter), 606 nucleotides long. RefSeq lists its product as uncharacterized. The record is from RefSeq and is a predicted model, not a curated record. Gene Ontology annotation, molecular function: peptidyl-tRNA hydrolase activity. The transcript has 3 exons. Bases 1 to 606 code for a protein of 201 amino acids. Gene Ontology annotation, cellular component: mitochondrion; cytosol. NCBI's taxonomy places the organism in Eukaryota, Metazoa, Arthropoda, Insecta, Hemiptera, Cicadellidae.
AUGUUUAUGCAAGUACGGGAAAGAAGAGUGUACGGUGAAAGAAGAGUAUUGACUAAGUGCAAGGAGCUGAUGCGGUUUGAAAAUAUCAGAGGAGAAAGCGAAUCAUUGACGAUAAAUGCUUUCAGUGUCAGUGAACUGAUUGAAAAGAAUGGAUACAACGAGAUUGGCAGUAUCUGCGACAAGUUUUGUUGUCGGAGUGGUGGCAGCGCUGCUGGUGAGGGUAGGGCUGCGAGGAGGGUUUGUGAAGGCAUUGACUACAGGAAGCUCAUGGAGGGAUAUGAAAAUGGUAAUGGUGGUGCGCUCAGACCUGGCCGAUUGGCAGAAAACAAGGCUGCAGCUCAAUGUGCUCAUGCUGCCAUCAACUGUUACAAGAGAGCACUGACUGAUGCACCAAAAGAUCUGCGCCGUUGGGAGACCCAGGGCCAAACCAAGGUGGUGGUAAAGGUAUCCGGGGAGGCGGAGCUAAUGGAGGUGGCAGAGAAUGCUCAAGCUGAGGGGCUGGUUGCAGUGGUCAUCCACGACUCGGACUCUGCCAUAGUACUGGGUAUUGGCCCAGGACCUACCGCUCUUGUGGACAAAGUUGCUGGCCACCUCAGGCUCUAUUAG